GUGGACAGCAGGAGGCUGCGGCUGGCGCUGAGCAGUCGUCCGGCCAGUGGGGGAUCGCCCACUCGGAGGAUGGAGUUCAUUGCUGAGCACGCGGUGCUGCGGGCUGAGCGGGCGCAGCGGGCGGUGGAGGUGCGCGAGCGCGCGGCGGCUCUGGAGGCGGAGCGACGUCGCGGCAUUGCGAGGGCGGCGGAGCUGCGGGCGGCGCAGCGGCGGGAGGAGGAGGCGAGGGCGGCGGAGGCGAGGGUGCUCGCGGAGCUGCAGGAGAGGCGGCGGCAGUGGACGGGUAUCGUGGGGUUGUGCUCCAAACUCGCAUUCCUAGCGGAGCAGGUAGUUGAGGACCGGCGGGUUCGGGCGCUGCGGGCGUUACGGAAGGAGGCGGCGGUCAAGAUCGCCACCUGGUACAAGGGCGUGCUGCUCAGGCGGCGCAAGCAGGAGCUGCUCACCCUCAUCGGCCGCCUGCGCGGCCUGCUGCCCCCCUACAUGCCCGGCCAGCUGGAGACGCUGCGGCAGCGCUGCGCCCUGCGCAUCGUGUCGUUCCUGCAGUACGCGGCCAGCAGCAACAUGGCCGUGGUGGGCGUGAGGAAGCUGAAGGCGGGGAUUGCUACCAUUCAAACCGCCUGGCGCAACGCGCUACUGGUUCGCAAGCUGCAGCGCUCCGCCCUGUACAACCAGCUGACCCGAGUGGAGCGGGAGAUCGUGGGCAACAACAAGCGGGCGGAGAGGAGCCUGCAGAACCAGAUAUUGCGGCUCGGCAAAUCCGUAAACAUUCUGGAACCCGAUCUGGGACUGGCGCCCGGCUCCCCCACCCGCGCCCCACCCCCUCACGCCACCUCCCACCACCACUACCCAGCAGCCUCCGCAGCAGCAGCUGCCGCAUCCUACAACCCCUCCGCCCCUCCGCCCCCUCGCACCUCCAACCCCGGGGGGACAGCCACGGGGGGCGGUGGAGGCGGAGGAGGUGGAGGAGGCAGCGGCGGCAGCAGUGCUAGUGCCAGCGCCAUCGCAGGAAUUAAUCCGCUGGCGUUCAUGUCGGGCGCGCUGCAGGCCGGGGCGGCGGAGGGCGGUGGCGGUGGGGCGAUGCUAGAGCGCACUACCACCACCACCACCAGCAGCGGAGGGGGCCGCUCGAGACAGUACGACAGGUCCCGCCAGCCGGGUCGCGGGGUGCUGCACGACCCGGGGGACGAGCAGGACGAGGUGCUUCGUCAGCACUACGAGAUGGUGCCCCGAGAGGUGAGGGAGAUCAGCAGCAGCAGCAGGAGGAGGAGAGCAGGCGUGGAAGCAGGCGGAGGCAGUACAGGAGGCGCGGCAAGCAGGGAAACCCACUCUUUACCUCCAAACAUCUGAAAUCCUAAUUACCUUUCCCUCUCCUUCUCCGCCCUCCCCUUACCCUUCUCCUCACCCCCUUCCCCUCCUGAAGCUCUUCCCCAACUCCCCUCCUUUCUCUCCUUCUUCCCCCCUCCUCCCUUCCCCUCCCUCCC
This is a messenger RNA of Astrephomene gubernaculifera, 1481 nucleotides long. Lineage: Eukaryota; Viridiplantae; Chlorophyta; Chlorophyceae; Chlamydomonadales; Astrephomenaceae. The record is from the annotation of a GenBank genome assembly.